UACAGAUCAGCGUUUAAAAAUUAUGUUGUCAGAUUUUUGAAAUCACUCUUAAGGAAUCAAGUUUGUUCUAAACAUGAUAUCGAUAGAGAAUAUUAACACCUGCCGAGUGUUUCUGCUUAUACUGCAUCUAACUGGAGUUACAGUGACAGGAUAUUGUACUGAAAGUUAUCAGUGUUCGAAAGCUUGCCAAACUACUGUUGCAGCAGAAACAAGUUGCUGGUUAUUGUUUUCUUGCACGGAAUAUAAAAUAGCGUAUAAAAGUUGUCCAGAUAUUUGCUACAGAUGUUGUGAUGGAUAUACAGGGACAUAUUGUUCUGAAGAUGUGAACGAAUGUUCCGGUUGGACAGAUUGCUCGCAGGAAUAUGAGAAUACCUUUGGCUCAUACAGAUGUUCCUGUCGCAGCGGAUAUAGCCUGUCGUACGACGGCUAUUCUUGUUCAGAUUUGAAUGAAUGUUCAUACUGGAAUACUUUGUCCGGAGCGAAUAACUGUGAACAAACAUGUACUAAUACCGUUGGAUCGUAUAUGUGUUCAUGUUACCAAGGAUUCAGAUUACUGUACAAUGGAUAUUCUUGUCAAGAUGUUGAUGAGUGUUCGGAGAGUUCAGCGAAUUGUGCCCAAUCUUGUAUAAAUACAGCAGGAUCUUACAGCUGUGCCUGCUUCAAUGGUUAUGAACUGUCCUAUGAUAGAAGGUCAUGCAUGGACAUCGACGAAUGUUCCAGUGAUAAUGGAGGAUGUUCUCACGUUUGUACAAAUGACCUCGGAUCGUAUCUUUGCACAUGUAGAGAUGGCUUCAUCCUAGACGCGGAUGGACAUACUUGCUCCGAUGUAGAUGAAUGUUUGGAAGAAAAUGGUAGCUGUGAAGUAAGAUGUGAAAAUACUCCAGGUUCGUAUGUAUGCAGCUGUGACAAUGGUUUUAUAAUCAACAACGAUGAUCAACAUUGUGACGACAUGGACGAAUGCUCUGAUAAUAAUGGAGGAUGUUCUCACAUUUGUACAAACGAACCAGAAUCUUAUCAUUGCACAUGUAGAGAUGGAUUCACCCUAGACGCGGAUGGGCAUACUUGCUCCGAUGUAGAUGAAUGUUUGGAAGAAAAUGGCAGCUGUGAAGUAAGAUGUGAAAAUACUCUAGGUUCGUAUGCAUGCAGCUGUGACAAUGGUUUUAUAAUCAACAACGAUGAUCAACAUUGUGACGACAUCAACGAAUGUUCUGAUAAUAAUGGAGGAUGCGCUCACAUUUGUACAAACGAACCAGGGUCAUAUCAUUGCACAUGUAGAGAUGGCUUCACCCUAGACGCGGAUGGACAUACUUGCUCAGAUAUAGACGAAUGCGUAACACUAAAUGGAGGCUGUCAAGAAUCGUGUACCAAUACUGAGGGAGGUUUUGAAUGCAGCUGCUAUGAUGGUAAAGAAUUACUUGAUGAUGGAGUCACGUGUAAAAUAGACAUGGACGAUUGUUCUGAUAGUAACGGAGGAUGCUCUCACGUUUGUGUAAAACAACAAGGAUCUUAUCAUUGCACAUGUAGAGAUGGAUUCAUUUUGGACGCGGACGCACAUACUUGCUUCGAUAUAGACGAAUGCCUUACACUAAAUGGAGGCUGUCAAGAAUCGUGUACCAAUACUGAGGGAAGUUUUGAAUGCAGCUGCUAUGAUGGUAAAGAAUUACAUGAUGAUGGAGUCACGUGCAAAAUAGACAUGGACGAAUGCUCUGAAAAUAAUGGAGGAUGCUCUCACAUUUGUGCAAACGAACAAGGAUCUUAUCAUUGCACAUGUAGAGAUGGAUUCACUCUAGACGCGGACGCACAUACUUGCUCCGAUAUUGACGAGUGCGAAGAUGGUUUAUCCGGAUGCAUGCAUAGUUGUGAGAAUAUAGAUGGUUCCUUUAUCUGUCACUGUCACACAGGUUUUCAGCUUGGAGCAGACAAGUCAUCAUGUAAUGAUAUAGACGAAUGCGUAACACUAAAUGGAGGCUGUCAAGAAUCGUGUACCAAUACUGAGGGAGGUUUUGAAUGCAGCUGUUAUGAUGGUAAAAAAUUACUUGAUGAUGGAGUCACGUGUCAAAUAGAUGAUACCCAAGUGUCUGUGUUUGAUCGUUUACAAAUCAUUGGCAAAUUGCUCCCUGAAGGAUGCUUUUCGUUGCUGAUUGAUCAAUGUAUAGAUGGAAAAGACAAUGGCGUUACUAUAAAAUCUACAUCUGAAUGGUAUAAAUUGACAGAGCAGCCAUCAAUCUUUUAUACCUUUGGUAUUACAUUUGCUGAACUCAGCUCGAUGUCGUUACCAAUUUCUCUUACUGGUCUUCAGGUUACAAUAUCAGAAGCAGACUGUAAAUUUAGCUUUAGUCCUAGCGAAGAAACCGAUAAUUCGAAUAUAUUGGACAGCGAUGAAUCUUACAAAGAUUGUGAAAUGAUAGAUUUGACUGACCAGGAUAUAUUUGAUUUCCACACCUCUGGAUCAUUUUUGAAAACGUAUCUGCUCGCUUUAAGCAAUUCAUUACCGAAUUGGAUCGAAUUUUACGCGUCAGAUGAAUCUAGUCUUAGUAUUGAUAAUGUCAGAAGUGACAUUGUUUACGGUGAUGAAAUUAAAGAUAACGAAUGGUGUGAUGGUGUUCCUGUUCAAGAUAAGCAUCUUUACAAUGUUUUCAGACUAGACACAUCUUUCCGGCUACGAAUUUUUAGCCAAUAUAUUGAACUGGGUCAACUGCUAAAGGAUAGCCAGUUUUGUUUCAUUACUGAUCUUAGCACAAACGCUGCCGGCAGCUUUUAUCUCAUGGUACCUGAAGAUUCUCGAAGUUUUCUUGAAAGUGUUGGUGUCUUUCAAGAACUGAGAGAAACCUAUGGAUUGAAGAUACUUCCGAGAGGCAUAGGUCUAUCUGUUGUAAAUACAGGACAUCCAACGGAAUUGGAACUAUGGAAUGGAGACACUAUGUUUGAAACCUC
Molecule: messenger RNA, 2934 nt
Organism: Ruditapes philippinarum (Manila clam)
Lineage: Eukaryota; Metazoa; Mollusca; Bivalvia; Venerida; Veneridae
Product: fibrillin-2-like
Molecular function (GO): calcium ion binding
Source: RefSeq, a predicted model, not a curated record